AUGAAGUUUGGGGGGAAGGGGAUGAUCCAGCUGAUGGUACUGCUGUACAAUUGGGUGUGGAAAAACGAGUAUACGCCAAGUAGAUGGAGGGAAGGAGUGGUUGUGAACUUGUUUAAGAAAGGAGACAAGACUGACCCAGGAAACUACAGGGGGAUCACACUGUUGAACAUAGUAGGAAAAGUGUUCUGUAAGCUGCUGAACGAUAGGAUACUGGGAGUAUUGGAGAAGGAACUUAACAUUCGUGAGGGCCAGGCAGGUUUCCGAAAGAAGAAGGGGUGCGUAGACCACGUAUUCNGUACGCCGAGUAGAUGGAGGGAAGAAGUGGCUGUGAACUUGUUUAAGAAAGGAGACAAGACUGACCCAGGAAACUACAGGGGGAUCACACUGUUGAAUACAGUAGGAAAAGUGUCCUGUAAGCUGCUGAACGAUAGGAUACUGGGAGUAUUGGAGAAGGAACUUAACAUUCGUGAGGGCCAGGCAGGUUUCCGAAAGAAGAAGGGGCAUACAUACGACACCGUAUGGAGAAAUGGGUUGUGGAAACAACUGUCCAAAUACGGGAUCAAGGGGAAAAUGUGGAGAGUGCUGAAGAAGAUGACAGAGUGUACGAAAAGCGCGGUCAUGCUAGACGGAGAACUGUCAAAAUUCUUCGACAUUGAGCAGGGGGUCCCACAAGGUUGCACGCUGUCCCCAACAUUGUUCCAGGUGUUCAUCAACGAUCUGUUGGAAGUCGUAGAGGCAGUCCGGAAGGGAGUAAAAGUAGGGGACACGGAAACGUCGGUUUCAGGAAUGCUGUUUGCGGAUGAUUUUGUCGGUAUGUCGGACAUCCCUGAGGGACUGCAACUGGCAGAACUGGGGAUCCAAUCCCUACGGUCGGGAAGAGACGCGAGGAAGCUGACCUGGCAGUAUCGCAUGUGCGGGAUGGGAGAGGAGAGGUUGCCGAGAAUUGUAUGGGAGGCGAAGUGGGCAAACAAAAAGAGGGGUAGACAACCCACGGAAUGGGUCAAGGUUGUAGAGGACGUAUGGAAGGGGCUCGACAUCGACGAAGAUGAAACGCUGGAAACGGAGGGUCUACAGGGGUUCAAGGAGAAGAUAUCUGUUGCUUGUGCCGUGAAAGAAGAACAGAAUCUAAGGAAAGAAUCCAAGGAUAAGGAAGGUCUAGAAGUGUACGGGAUGUUGAAGGAAGGAAAAGGGUUCAAGGAUUACCUCCAUGGACCAAUGGAUGCAGGAACAAAGCUUUUGGUCAAAUUCAGGACCGGGGACAUCUAG
Molecule: messenger RNA, 1266 nt
Organism: Ectocarpus sp. CCAP 1310/34
Lineage: Eukaryota; Phaeophyceae; Ectocarpales; Ectocarpaceae
Source: the annotation of a GenBank genome assembly